AAAUCAUCUCGAAAUUCCCAUACACGAAGCCAAGAAUAUCCGAGGGCCCUGCCAACAUCAUCACGAUGGGUGAUGGCGGGUCAAGAAAGUAUGGCCUGCUGCAGGAUCUCCUGCUCAUCGUUGUCUCUAGCUUCUCCAUGUAUUAUAUUGCAAAGAGUGUAGUGUCCAGCCUACCAUUAGGGACGGAUUCGGAGAAAGAGCAGCAUGAGCAAGCACGUGUCAAGGCGACGGCAAAUCUUCGAAGGCUCGACAGGUUAAAGCACGACACGGACUCGGGGGACGAUUCAGGGAGAGGAACGGAUAAUUCACGGCGACCUCGAAAGGAGGACUUCGAUUUGGAUCAAUAUGAGAGUCAAAUAGCGAUGGAGGUUGUUGCGCCAGAAGAUAUACCAGUUGGAUUUGAUGAUAUCGGUGGUCUUGAAGAUAUUAUCGAGGAGCUCAAAGAAUCCGUCAUAUACCCCCUAACAAUGCCACAUUUAUACUCGCACUCGUCGUCCCUCCUGGCUGCACCUUCAGGUGUUCUCCUCUAUGGUCCUCCUGGAUGUGGAAAAACUAUGCUCGCAAAGGCUCUUGCACACGAGAGCGGAGCAUGUUUCAUCAAUCUUCAUAUUUCGACCCUGACAGAGAAGUGGUAUGGAGACUCGAACAAACUCGUACGAGCUGUGUUUUCUCUGGCCAGAAAAUUACAACCGACGAUUGUUUUCAUCGAUGAAAUAGAUGCUGUUCUUGGGCAAAGACGAAGCGGAGAGCACGAGGCAAGCGGUAUGGUCAAGGCAGAAUUUAUGACUCUGUGGGAUGGUCUGACGUCUGCAAACGAGGCAGGUGUUCCUGCUCGAAUCAUGAUUCUUGGUGCAACAAAUCGAAUACAAGAUAUAGACGAGGCCAUUUUACGAAGAAUGCCGAAAAAAUUCCCGGUUUCUUUACCCUCGAACUCACAGAGACGGCGGAUUUUGAAGCUCAUUCUGAAAGACACCAAGAUCGAUCCUAACAAAUUUGAUAUCGAAUACUUGACUCGGGUAAUGGCCGGCAUGUCAGGCAGUGAUAUCAAAGAAGCAUGCAGAGAUGCAGCUAUGGUGCCAGUACGGGAGUUCAUGAGAGAGCAGAGAGAGCAGGGUGCUACUAUGGCUGGAGUUAGAGCGGAUGCCAAUUCCAUAAGGGGCGUCAGGACAGAGGACUUCUUCGGGCGGAAGGGGGGUGGACAGAUUAUCAAGGAUAAUCAUGCCCAGCAAUCAGCCAAGCGGGCCGAGAAGAAGGUUGAGGGCUCAAGCGAUGAGUACGAAGACUUCGACGAUAAUGAUGCAGCGGAAUCAAUGGAUUGAGCCUGGAAACUUGUUGGGUACUGUAAUACUUGGAUAGUUGUGUAGUUGUGUAGCAUAUGGCGGGGGCGUUUCUCGGGUUUCAAAUAGAACUGCGGCAGAUAACGAUGGAGUUGCUGGAGCACAGAGCUCGUGUGAGGGUAAAUAAGGAUAGAAGACUUUCAUCUCUUCUCAUGAAUAUUGGUAGUUUGUCCAUGGCAAACCUCUUUCCCUU
This is a messenger RNA of Hyaloscypha bicolor E, 1530 nucleotides long. RefSeq names its product AAA-domain-containing protein. The transcript is spliced from 4 exons. NCBI's taxonomy places the organism in Eukaryota, Fungi, Ascomycota, Leotiomycetes, Helotiales, Hyaloscyphaceae. Gene Ontology annotation, molecular function: ATP hydrolysis activity; ATP binding. The coding region runs from base 66 to 1319 and encodes 417 amino acids. Gene Ontology annotation, cellular component: mitochondrial outer membrane. The record is from RefSeq and is a predicted model, not a curated record.